AUUAAUGACGUUGGUGACGUCACGUCCGUAGACGCUGAGUUAGCUUUAGCAAUGUGGCACCAGUCUGUCAGCUCCCUUGUGCUUUUGUUUCUUUUACCAUAAUCACAUAAUUUAAGAUGUCUCAUGCGGCUUCUUCCUGCAUCCAAAACUCUGCCGAUGCUCCAGUGGAAGCGGAACAAAGUGCCCCCGAGAGCGAGGCUGUCCGCAAAGAGGCUCCAGACGUCCAGUGCGUUUUAAAGAAGGUGGGUUUCACGAGCGCCACCUUCAUUGGUCCCGCCUUCCCCCCGAAGAAGCACAUUGAUAAAUCGCUGAGUGACUUUUACAAAGAAAUCCAAGCCAUUGACGAUGAAGUUGAGAAAGAACGGGAUGCUUUUAACCAAGUGGAAACAUCAACGCGCAAACUCCCAGAGAAACGUCUCACGGAGGAAGACCGACGCAAACCUUCAGGAAAACCUCCCAAGAUGUGGCACUCGGGCAGAGAUCCAGAAAAAGAAAAACGGUGGCCUCCUCGCUGGCACAGAUACGAGCCGUAUUACACUCACAACAUGAGAUCGCCUUCUUGGAAUCACCCGGAUUACGAUCCGCCUCCAAUGUUCCGCCCACCUCCAGAUCACAGCUCAUUCCACAGAUUCCACCACCCUUUACCUCCACCACCUAGCGGCGACAUGCAAUACGGCUAUCCCCCUCGAUUCCCGCCUUUCCCCAGGUUCUCGCCACCCCCUCAUUACGGUCAUCAUGACGCCGGAUGGUCCUACGAUGCACCACCGCAACGUCACUCGGAGUACUAUGACGCACACCUUGACCAAACUCCGUCUUUGGUGCUCAUUCUCAUGAGAGGCCUGCCGGGCUCGGGCAAAACCACAAUGGCGAGGGAGUUGCUGGCGACGGGUCCCAGCGGGCUCAUUCUGAGCACAGACGACUACUUUAUCCACGACAGCGGCUACCGCUACGAUCCCAACCUUCUCGGAGAGGCGCACAAGUGGAACCAUCAAAGAGCCGGCGACGCCAUGCGCGAUGGCCGCUCUCCCGUCAUCAUCGACAACACCAACCUGCAGGCUUGGGAGAUGAAGCCCUACGUGCAGAUGGCUUUGCAGCAAGGAUACCAGGUGGAUUUUUGCGAACCAAACACCAGCUGGAAGUAUGAUCCCCACGAGCUGGAGAAGAGGAACAAGCACAGCGUGUCUCAGGAGAAAAUCGCUCAGAUGCUGGAUCGCUUCUGGUGGCCCGUCUCCAUCGAUGCCGUGUUGAGUUCUCAGGAGCCGCAACACGUCCAGCAGCGGCAGCAAACGGAGCAGAGCAAAGAUGGAGCUCACUUCGAAUAGUGCAAGCGGGAUUUCGCCACCAACAACGAUCGAAAGACUUUUGUACAGUUUUUGUAAAUUGAAGAAGCUUUAUCGUCCUGAUUUAGAAACGUUAAUGAAGUCUUGUAUUUUUUUUUGUUAUAUUGUCCUGUUUUAGAUUUAUAUUGUGUAUAUAUGUACUUUUUCAGAGCUGCAAAGCUUUUUUCUCAAUGAAAGAAAAAGAAACAAAA
This is a messenger RNA of Syngnathus typhle (broad-nosed pipefish), 1531 nucleotides long. It is a transcript of the gene n4bp2l2, whose product is annotated as NEDD4 binding protein 2-like 2. The record is from RefSeq and is a predicted model, not a curated record. The coding region runs from base 117 to 1322 and encodes 401 amino acids. Gene Ontology annotation, biological process: negative regulation of transcription by RNA polymerase II. Gene Ontology annotation, molecular function: transcription corepressor activity. The transcript is spliced from 6 exons. Gene Ontology annotation, cellular component: nucleus. NCBI's taxonomy places the organism in Eukaryota, Metazoa, Chordata, Actinopteri, Syngnathiformes, Syngnathidae.